Messenger RNA from Neoarius graeffei (lesser salmon catfish), 1412 nucleotides. RefSeq names its product opsin 6, group member b (gene opn6b). NCBI's taxonomy places the organism in Eukaryota, Metazoa, Chordata, Actinopteri, Siluriformes, Ariidae. The record is from RefSeq and is a predicted model, not a curated record.
AUGGAUUCUCAUCAUUUCUCAAAUGUUAGAGUAUACCUUGUUUAGGUGGAGAUGGGAUAGAAAACUGGUGGAUUAUUUUUCAUCUCAUUAAGAGGCUCACUGUCUUGGAUUGGAACUGGAAUUGUGAUAUUACUUUGAAUCAAACAGUGGAAGUCUCUGGAACCUCGGAAUUUCUUAAUACUUAACAUAUCUGAUGCUAGAAUUGCAUUUAUUGUAUUUGAGUACUCUCAUGGAAUUCUUUAAAUUUAUAUGUUCAAGAAUGAAGGCUAUCUGAUGCAAACACUGCAGACAUGUAAGGUGGAUGGAUUCUUGAUCCUGUUAUUUGGCCUCAUCAGUAUCAUCAAAGUAUGUCAGCCUCAGUAUGCUCAUCACAUCAGCAAGCAUAAGCUUGGCUUUGUCAUAGCUGCAGUCUGGGUUUUUUGUUUUUUUGUUUUUUUUUUCCUCCUUGUUCUGGGCUGGCGUACUUCUCCUGAACUGGGGCAGUUAGAAAGAUGUGGAAAAUGUGAAACUAACUGGAACCAAAGCACAAUUUCUGUGCCGUUCAAACUUUACAUCAUCAGCAUUUUCUUCUUUAACUACUUUGUGCUGAUAAUGUUCACAGAGAUCAUGCGUAUGUCACAUUCAACCAUACCUUCCUGUUGGCCUCAUCCCCAUAUAGUCAUCAUCUUGUGGUCUGCCUGGGGCUACCAAGUACACCCAGUCAAUGGUAUUCUGGCUAGCCUCUUUGCUAAGUCAACAAGUUUCCACAAUCCUUUCAUUUAUAUUGGCACAAGCUUCAAGUUCCGGAAGGAUCUCCAGGCUCUGUUUUGCUGCUUGAAGCCCAGUGCAGCUCCAAGCACUUCCCCACAAAUGCCACUCAUAGUGCUACCUGAAGAUGUGCAGCUUCAUCUGGACUACUUUAUGGAGAUGAUACCAGAAAAGGGUAUAAUGAAGAUGCCAAUGACUGAGCCCAAGAGGAGAACAAGAAGAACAAGUCAUGAGAGUGCCCCUUUCAUGGCCAGUUCUGAAGAAAAACGGCAACUCUUGAAGACUAUGAACUUUUUUCCAACUGACCACACAACUGCAUAUAAAUCAACUCCUACACAGUGUGGUGUUGACCAGAUGAUAUUCACAUUAAGUGAUCAUAUUAUCUUUUGUACUUUCAUCACAGAAAUGACAAUUUAGAGAUUAUAGAGAGUCUAUUCAGUGAUCCAGGAAACCAAAUUGUACACAGAUUUUCACAGCCCUGAAUAGCAGGUGGGCGCAGGUUAUCUAUAAUCUGAAAAGAAAUGUGCUAGUUACAUUAUCUACACGAUCAUUUAUAAUUAAUGUGGAAUAAUUUGAGCUUAUUAAACAGAUGGCUGCCAGACAGUUAGCACUUAGAAGGUAUGUGUAACCAGGACAGCUGUCUAUUCUGCUCCAGAUGCCAUGAA